Messenger RNA from Bemisia tabaci, 5242 nucleotides. RefSeq names its product leucine-rich repeats and immunoglobulin-like domains protein lambik (gene lbk). Gene Ontology annotation, molecular function: protein binding. Lineage: Eukaryota; Metazoa; Arthropoda; Insecta; Hemiptera; Aleyrodidae. The record is from RefSeq and is a predicted model, not a curated record.
CCUUCUGUUUCCACCCUUCCUCUCUUCUUGACCCCUUCCAAAUCUUCACCGAGGAACUGAGGAUGGUGGAUCUCUCGGCUCUCAUUGGCUCGCUUCCCUCUCCUCUCCGCCACCUUCGUUCGUUUCUCUCAGUUUUGGUGGCGUUCUCGCGAUGUGUGAAGUAUUUGUCCGUGUGAAGAUCAGAAUUUGACGGCCAAAUGUUUGUGUUUUCAACUUUUUCGACUAAUUUCGUGUUUCAAGCCUCACGGCUGUUCUUUGAGGUUGAAAGUGUUUCCUAUUAACUAUCGGAUUUGCCAGCGUACCAGGUGUUAGCUUGUGAUUUCAAGAUAAUACAAGUCCCGAUUUGAAGUGUUCAAUGGAGGUUAUGAGCCAAGUGUUCGGUGAUCGCAAUAUUAAGUGUCCACAGCAUCCUCUUUCGUUAUGAAUACUCGAUCGAACUUUAGUAAUGGGCCUGAACGACCUCCCUCGAAUCAAAAUUAGUUGAUUUGUCGUGUCUCAAUUCUCUGAGAAUGGUUCCCUCAGCUUCCCUCAAAAACAGCUAUGUAGAUGCACCUAGCAACCUUUAGUGCCUUAUUAUGGAAGUGAAUGGACUGACUAUUUCUGUAUUGAUCUACCUUUGCUUUAGUUUUUUUGUUGAAUCUUCACCUCAAACGAAAACGAGAAUUCCCGAAUGUGAAUCUUUGGGUGAUACUGUGGAUUGCUCCGAUCAUCGAUUAACCUCCGUGCCAACUGAUCUGCCGAAAUGGACCAAAAUAUUGAAGCUGAACAAAAAUCUUCUUACAAGUAUUCCUCCCAUGAACAUCUCUGGUUCUCUUAUAUCCCUCAUUGUAUCGAAGAACAAAAUUCAAAAUGUCGGACUCCUUUCUCUUGACAAAUUCCCGGCGCUCAAAACUUUAAUCCUAAAUGACAAUAACAUCACAGCAAUAAAUGAAGCUGAUUUUGACGGUUUGACCUCACUAAAAUCAUUGAAGAUAAAUAAGAACAGGCUUGAAAUUCUUAACAAAACUUCUUUCCGUCAGUUGAAAGAGUUAAAUGUUUUAGAGUUAAUGCGAAAUCGUAUCAGUUCUAUCUCUGGUAUCAAAUUUCAAGGAUUAGAUAAUCUGAAAGUCCUAAAAUUGAGCCAGAACAAGAUUAAAAGUUUGCCAGAUGGAGCUUUCUUUGGACUGAAAAAUCUUGAAAUUCUGAACUUGGACCGAAAUGCUCUCAGUGUCAUCUCAAAGAGCUGGUUAUUUGGUCUUGAUUCCCUACAAAGUCUAUCAAUUAGCCACAACAGAAUCUACAAGAUUGAUGAUGGUUGGGAAGGAACUCAGACGCUAAUAAAUCUGAAUCUAUCUUUCAACGAAAUUACCGCCAUCGAAAAUGAUACUUUUAAAGACCUGGGGAAGCUUAACCAACUGAACCUCAACAACAACCAUAUCACUCUCAUUGCUGAAGCUGCUUUCAAUCACACUCCAGUUCUUGAAACUUUGGAGCUGAAUAAUAAUUUCAUUUCAUGGACCAUUGAAGAUUCAAUCAGCUUCUUCAGCAGCCUGAAACGACUCAUAAAACUAUCCUUGGUUCAUAACCUUGUCACAUCAAUCAACAAAAAUGCUUUCAUCGGGCUAGAGUCUCUUGUAGAACUUGAUCUUGGGAAUAACAAGCUAAUCUCGAUUGAUGAAAAUGCCUUUUCUAGUUCACCAAAUUUGAAACGAUUGCAUAUAAAUUCAACUUCUUUGCUUUGUGACUGUGCAUUAGCUUGGUUUCCACAGUAUGUUAUCCGUAGAAAUUUAGAGAAAAAAAAUAUCUCUGCCGUCUGCAGUCACCCUCAAUUGACAUUCAGCAAAAGCAUUCUUGAUUUAUCCCCCGAGCAGUUUGUUUGUGCUGCAAAUGAUGUCCCUCGGCCUCAAAUCGUAGAAGAUCCAGAAGAGCAGAAAGCGCUGGCGGGUAAUGAAGUUACCCUGAAAUGUGCAGCAUCCUCAUCGUCUGACUCGCCCAUGGUUUUCUUAUGGAAACGUAACAAUGUAGUCUUGGACAAGGAUACAAAAAAUCGUCAAGUUCAUGAGAAAAACAACUCCAUCAUCCAUUACUCACAAUUGAAACUCCUAAAUGUAUCUACAAGUCAUAGCGGAUACUAUCAGUGCAUCGUUACGAAUGGUUUUGGUAAUGCAUAUUCUAAGAGAGCCCGCCUAGAGAUUUAUGUAUUCCCAGUUUUCUCUAAGAGUCCAAACAACAUCACUGUACGGACAGGCUCCACUGCUCGUUUGGAUUGCGCUGCGGCAGGCCUUCCUGCCCCACAGAUCGGCUGGAACAAAGAUGGAGGAAGCACAUUCCCAGCCCUAUCUGAGCGACGAAUGAAUGUCAUGCCAUCAGACGAUGCAUUUUUCAUUGUCAAUGUCAAAGCUGUUGAUGCUGGUGUUUACAGCUGCACUGCCCAGAAUGCAGCAGGAAUAGCGGCAGUCAACGCCUCUAUAUAUGUCUCAGAGCCACCGUCCUUCGUUGAAAAAAUGAAAGAUAAAGAAGCCAAACCUGGAGAAGCAGUUGUUCUUGAGUGCAUGGCCACCGGUCUUCCCAAACCAAACCUUGUUUGGAGCAAAAAUGGGGAAAGGAUUACUAACCAAUCAAAUACUCGUUACUUCUUGACUGCUGAUGAUCAAUUACUGAUCAUUCGAGACACUGAACAAAAUGAUGCAGGAAUAUUUGAAUGUGAGGUCUCCAACUCCCUUGGCUCAGAACGAGGGCGCUCUCAGCUUUACAUUAUACCACUUUCAGGGGAAAGUUUCGUAAGCAAGCAUGUGAUUGGCAUCCUGAUGAUUAGUGCAGUACUUGUAGCAGUCAUUACCUCAGCCAUUUGGGUCUGUUUAAUAUCCUAUAUUCGAGCAAAAGGACAGCAAUCUUCUUCGGUUGCUCCAACUCAAGCUGAUUCUAAAUCAGACCAUUCAAGCCAAAGUAGCAAAGAUUCGGGCACUGGUGAAUCUCCUAGGCGCAGCAGAGAAGAUCUCAUUUGUAAUGGAACCACAGGUCCUCAAUUUAGUGAUGAGCAAAACAAUUCGGUCUCAGUUCCAGAGGUAAAUUUGCCUCUUCUUUCAAGUUUCCUAUCAUACAAUGGGGAGAACGUCCAAACCUGCUUGAAGGAAACACUCCCAAUGUGCCAUCGGAAGCUUCCUCAUAGGCGCUCAACCUAUUUUGAUAUUCCUGUACCUCCGGACAAAUAUUUCACGGUCAGAUCUCAAAUGCCUUGUCACAGUAACUCUAAUUUAGAAAGUAAUAGUGAGAAGUGCACAUGUGCACCGACCGACUUCAAAAAGUCGGUCUCCUUUGUUCCCCCUGAUUGUAAAAAGUACUGUGUACUUUUGACAUCACAGUCAGAGCCGGGGGAAACUGGUUCCGAGGCGCCAAAAAGCCCGUCACCUAGUCAAAUUAGCAACUCUACGUAUCACCAAGUGAGGCCAAGUUCGAGUCUGAGCCAAGCCUCUUCGCCGCCCAGUCAGAGGCAUUCCUAUGUGUCCCCGUAUUGAAAUACAUUUUAUUAGAUAAAUGUGUAGAAUAUUGUACAAAUGACUGUAAAACGAACGCUAUCCAGUGUGUAAAGACAAAGUUCCUCAUAGGUGUAAGAUUUAUUGCGGAAAAGAAGACUUUAGAAUUUUUAAGCUAACAAGACUGCAGACACUGCUCAAGGUUAAUUAUUCCUCCUUCUUGAGUCCUCUAUCGAGUGGGUUUAAUAAAAUUCAAAAAUACAAAAUUACCAUCAGAUGAGAAUGCUCAUGCCUUAGUAACCUGAUCCAUUCUACCUUUUUUAAUUUUAAGUGAAGAUGUUCCAGUUUGGACUGCUGUUUGUCCUAUCUAGAAGACAACUUUUGGGGGGUCAUGAACCCAGGUCCCCCUGGAGGGACCCAGGGAUGUGGUCGUACCCCUCAAAUACGAACAAUUUCGAAUCAAAAUCUGCCUUUUGAGAUACAUUUUCUUAAUGGAAAUUAAUAAGAAAUUUUUUGGAAUAAAUUGCAAGUCUAUUACUACUUCAAAAUGGCAGCUGCUGGAAGUUUUGAAAAACUCAAUUUGAUCAAGCUGUUUUUUUAAAUAGGGUGAGUGAUGCAAUCUUCUGGUUUAGUCAAAAAAGAGUCUGUACUUAUGUACCUUUCAAUAAUGAUUCAAUCGAGGUUGUCCACAACCAAAUGUUUCUCCUAUUUUUUCAAUGGCCUUCAUUUAGUGAAGCAUCAUUAGAAAGCAUAAAAAAGAAACCUCUUGAAUAGAACAGACGACCAUUAUCUGUUGCCAGUUCAAAAUGGCAACCCAAUAAAGAUGAAUUUUUCAAAUCCUUGAUUACUUGCCAUUCUAGAACAGUGGAAGAGGCUUGCUAAUUGUCCUAGAAUGUUACAUUUUUUAUAUGCUCUCUGUCACAAGUAGGGGGUAUGACCCUCUCUUAAGGCCCUCCUAAAAGGACUAGGAAAUACUUGAGAACAAUAGUCCUAACUGGAACAUUUUAACUUGAAAAUAAGAAAAAAGUGAAAGCUGGUCAAGUGUUUUUUUCUCCUAUCGUUUAAACGGUCACAGACGGAGAAUUGGCUAUCUUUUUUGUCAAGGUUCUCUUUGCCUAUAAACUCCGCAUCAAAUGUGUUAUCAUUCAGAAAAAUCACAUGAUGCCAGGGAACCAAGUUAAAAGAUGGCACAACAAACAUAAUUUUUGGCUCAAAAUUUCGGAUAUUUUCAAUGAAAAAAUUAUCGUAUGUUGGAGUUUUCUAGCCAAUGUUUGUGGUUUUUUUACGACCUGUGCGUUCACUGCAAUCAGUUUGUGGAAAACAUUAUGUGGAAAAGAGUGAAAGGAAGAAUUGGUCAUUAAUAGCGAGAUAUUUCAACACACUGAAUGUAUCAUUAUUCUUUGUUGGUACUUGUAUGAGCAUGCUUAUUUUGUGUAAGCGAUUCAAGCUUAUUUGUCAGAAAAUAUUUUGUAUUUUACGCGGAAAAUAAGUAGUAUUUUUAAUUUUACUAUGCCCACUAAACUGGAGGCUUCUCACUAUUUAUUAGAGACGACGUAGUCCUAGAUUGCCAUUCCUAAAAUUUACUCGUUCUUUCACUGUAAUACGGAGUAAAAUAGGAGUAACAAAGGUUUUGCUUGCUUUGAAAAUGACCUCUAAAUGAUCUGUAGAUCAAUAGAUGAUUGGUUACUAUCGUUCAUAUAAAAUAGGGGUAUAAUGUAAUUCAUCAUUACAUCAAACAAAAUCUCCUAAUACUUCGGAAUUUUCCAUUUUAUUCGAAACAGUAAUAAAAA